This is a messenger RNA of Pararge aegeria (speckled wood butterfly), 1036 nucleotides long. RefSeq names its product probable enoyl-CoA hydratase, mitochondrial (gene Echs1). Gene Ontology annotation, cellular component: mitochondrion. Lineage: Eukaryota; Metazoa; Arthropoda; Insecta; Lepidoptera; Nymphalidae. The record is from RefSeq and is a predicted model, not a curated record. Bases 126 to 1016 code for a protein of 296 amino acids. The transcript has 6 exons. Gene Ontology annotation, biological process: fatty acid beta-oxidation. Gene Ontology annotation, molecular function: enoyl-CoA hydratase activity.
UUAUCAACAUACGUCAGACAUAGAGUUCAGAGUCGUAUCAAAGUUCAUUUCUUAUUUUUACUUUGCAUUUAUCAGAGUUUAUUUACGGUAAUAGCGUAUUGUUAAAUCAUUCAAACUUUUAUAAAAUGGCUUCAGUUGCAUCGCUGACCCGUGUAUUACUAGGAAAAAGUGUCUUAAAUACCGGAAGGGUUGCUACCGCAAAUACCGGUUUGAUCAAAUUUUACAGCACCGCACCACAAUAUGAGAACAUCAAGACAGAUGUCGUAGGCAGCAAGAAGAAUGUAGGCAUCAUCCAGUUGAAUCGACCUAAAGCCCUGAACGCACUAUGCGAUGCUCUCUUCAAGGAGCUUGGAAAAGCUGUAGAGGAUUUUGAUGCUGAUGAGAAGAUUGGUGCCAUUAUUAUUACAGGUAAUGAAAAAGCCUUCGCCGCGGGUGCUGAUAUCAAGGAGAUGCAAGACAACACCUUCAGCAGCAAUACAAGGCAGGGCUUCCUUAAGGAUUGGGAAUCCGUGUCCAACUGUGGGAAGCCAAUUAUUGCAGCUGUCAACGGUUUUGCUCUCGGUGGGGGCUGCGAGCUGGCCAUGCUGUGUGAUAUCAUCUACGCGGGUGAGAAGGCCAAAUUCGGUCAGCCCGAGAUCAACAUCGGAACCAUUCCCGGCGCUGGCGGCACCCAGCGCCUGCCGCGGUACGUCGGCAAGUCCAAGGCGAUGGAGAUCGUGCUCACCGGCAACUUCAUUGAUGCCAACGAGGCUGAGAGGAUGGGUUUAGUCAGCCGCGUGUUCCCUGUAGAAAAGCUUCUAGAGGAGACCAUCAAGUUGGCAGAGAGGAUUGGAACACAUUCACCCCUUGUUGUGAAAAUGGCCAAGCAAGCCGUCAAUCAGGCGUACGAAACUACCCUAAAGUCUGGUCUUCAAUAUGAAAAGUCUAUGUUCUAUGGAACUUUUGCUACCGAGGAUCGCAAAGAGGGAAUGACUGCAUUUGUUGAGAAGAGAGCGCCAAACUUCAAGAAUAAUUAAACUAUAAAAUCUGAUGUCCA